AUGAGUUUCAAGGGGUUUCAAAAAAGCCUCUCGCGUGCCCCACAGCAGCUGAAAUUGAAGUUCAACAUCGGCGAGCACACGCAAGAUGCGGUCUAUAGCGAUGCGGAACGCCGAUUUCAAGAGCUCGAGAAGGAGACCAAGAAGCUGCACGAUGAGUCCGCGAAAUACUUCCAGGCCAUCAACGGCAUGUUGAACCACCAGAUCGAAUUCUCCAAAGCAAUCGCCGAGAUUUACAAGCCCAUUUCGGGCCGCGCCUCCGAUCCCAACUCGUUUGAAGAUGAAGGCAACCAUGAGGGCAUCAAAGCCUGCGAGGAAUAUGAGGCUAUCGUCAAGGAUCUGCAGGAGGCCCUGGCGCCGGAGCUGGAGAUGAUUGAGGCGCGCGUCAUCAGCCCCGCCGACCAGCUGCUGGAGGUGAUCAAGGUCAUCCGAAAGGUCGCCGUCAAACGUGACCACAAGAAACUUGACUACGACCGUCGCCGUGCCACACUGAAGAAGCUGGAGGAGAAGAAGGACAAGUCGAUCAAGGACGAAAAGGCUCUGUACAAGGCCGAGAACGAUGUUGAGCAGGCGACCCAGGAGUUCAAUUAUUACAACGAUCUGAUGAAGGAGGAGCUGCCGAAGCUCUUCACUCUCGAGGCCGAGUUCAUCCGCCCGCUCUUCCAGUCCUUUUACUACAUGCAGCUCAAUGUCUUUUACACUCUGCACGAGAAAAUGCAGGGCAUGCAAAUCAGCUACUUCAACCUCAACCUCGACGUGGAGGAGGCUUUUGAGCAGAAGCGAGGCAACGUACAGGAGCAGGCCGAGGCUUUGGCAAUCGUCCACUUCAAGACUAAGGGACUCGGUCGAUCCGGCUCUAAACUAGGCCCCAAGGGCCUCGAGGCCAAGGGCUCGAUAAACCGCGGGCGGUCCAGCUCUACCUCGACCGAUAAUCCCCCGCCCCCAUAUUCAUCAGCCGCCACUCCCAGUCCGACCGGCAGCUUCUCGUCGGCUGCCAAGUCCAAGCUUGCCCCUCCGCCUCCCAAGCCGAAGCCUUCCCACCUCAGCAAGCCAGUGGAGUGGGUCACCGCGUUGUACGAUUACGAGGCUCAAGCCCAUGGAGACCUUGGAUUCUCUGCGGGUGAUGUGAUCGAGAUCGUUCAUCGUACCGAAAGUCAGAACGAGUGGUGGACUGGGCGGAUUGAUGGCCGAGAAGGCCAAUUCCCUGCCAAUUAUGUGCAGUUGCAAUAA
Messenger RNA from Penicillium maclennaniae, 1227 nucleotides. RefSeq names its product amphiphysin. The transcript has 3 exons. Lineage: Eukaryota; Fungi; Ascomycota; Eurotiomycetes; Eurotiales; Aspergillaceae. Gene Ontology annotation, cellular component: Rvs161p-Rvs167p complex; actin cortical patch; mating projection tip. Gene Ontology annotation, molecular function: lipid binding; protein binding. The record is from RefSeq and is a predicted model, not a curated record. Gene Ontology annotation, biological process: plasma membrane tubulation; actin cortical patch localization; endocytosis. Bases 1 to 1227 code for a protein of 408 amino acids.